Messenger RNA from Anoplopoma fimbria (sablefish), 2857 nucleotides. It is a transcript of the gene ano9b, whose product is annotated as anoctamin 9b. Gene Ontology annotation, molecular function: chloride channel activity. Lineage: Eukaryota; Metazoa; Chordata; Actinopteri; Perciformes; Anoplopomatidae. Bases 312 to 2654 code for a protein of 780 amino acids. Gene Ontology annotation, biological process: chloride transmembrane transport. The transcript is spliced from 24 exons. The record is from RefSeq and is a predicted model, not a curated record. Gene Ontology annotation, cellular component: plasma membrane.
AUCUGCAGGUGAAACGGCACACCUUUACCUGAGAAAAAAAAGAGACCUAACCUUUACCUGUUACACGCGCACAUAAACACCUGAAGCAGUCACCUGGAGAUAUGCGGAAGUGAGGCGAGGAGCGGAGAUAUAUCGACGAGAUACAUGUUCAUUUAUUUAAAUGUUUUAUUAUAUGUGAUCGGUUGAUAUUAAUGACGGAGCGAUGGAGUAACCGGCAGUUCAUGAGCAAGCAGGACGGGACAUGUAGGCUGGCUUCUUGUUGGAUGUAACUUUUGCUUUUUUCUUCGAUCAACACUGGAACAACUGCCAACAUGUUCUACAAGGCUGUCGAGGAAAACAUUGAGCUGGGGGACAGAGAGAAGGACAGUCACAGCGCUGAGCAUUUACUUCCUUCACUGCCCACCCGCAGGACAUUUGACUACGUGCUGGUGGCCCACAUGGUGGACGAUGACACGGACCUGAAGGCUCAGAGACAGAGAGCCUUCAUCCAGCAGCUCGAAAAGAAAAACAUCAGCAUCACUAGGAUCAUCCAUGAUGACAAAGUGUUUUUCGGCCUCCGUGCUCCCAGUGAUAUGUUUCAAGACUACCAGUACCUGCUCAAAGUCUCCGACUCCUGCAACUGGUGUGGAGAUGUAAAGGGCUCUGUCAACCAGGCUACCAGGAUCCGAAUAGUCCAUUUUAUCCUUCAUCAGACCUUUAUCAACACAGGAGAGAACCUGAAGGAGCUGUUGAUGAAGGAUGUGUUUGAAACCAUGUUCUGCCUCCAUGAGAGAAAAGAGCAAAAAAGGCUGAGGAAGGAGUGGGCUCGAUGGUCGGGUCUGUUUACAGGCCAACCUGUCAUCGACGUCAAGCAGUACUUUGGAGAGAAAGUGGCUUUGUACUACCUGUGGCUGGGCUGGUACACCAAGAUGCUGGCUCCAGCUGCUGUUCUGGGUGUUAUAGUUUUCCUGUAUGGACUCGCCUUCUUUAACACCAACCCUCUUAUUACGGAAGUGUGUCAGGCCAGCAUCAUUAUGUGUCCUCGCUGUGAUAAGAGGUGUAAAGUGUGGCAGCUCUCAGACACCUGCACCUACGCAAAGGUCAGCCACCUGUUUGACAAUGAGGGCACUGUGGCUUUUGCUAUGUUCAUGGCAAUCUGGGCAACUCUGUUUCUGGAGCUGUGGAAGAGACACAGAGCCAGACAUGUUUCUCUGUGGAAGGUCUAUGACUGGUGUGAGGAGGAGGAGGAACUGAUUUUGGAAAUAGUCAAUGAUCCAAACUGUAAACCCAAACAGUUCAGACACUCCUACCGGCGCAGCAUCCUGGUCCUCACUCUGGUAACUCUCAUGCUGAUUCUGAUCAUUGGUCUUGCUCAAGCCCUGGUGGUGUUUCGAGUGGUGGCCGCCCCCUUGAUGUCUGAAGGCAGCUGGGAGUUUACCAAGGAUCAUGCCAACACUGUGGCUGUCAUGCUUGGAGCUGUGCUGCACUAUGUCACCAUUCAAAUCAUGACCCGGGUAAACAGAUGGGUGUCCCUCAAGCUGUGUGACAUAGAAAAGCUUAACUCAUUUGCAGCCACAGAGAGGAGCUUCACAGUCAAGAUGUUCACCUUCCAGUUCUUCACUCUCUUCUCCUCACUCUUCUAUGUGGCCUUCUUCCUGGGAAGGAUAAACGGCCAUCCAGGUGACUAUGUGCGUCUCGCUGGAUGGAGACUGGAGGAGUGCGAUCCUAGUGGUUGUUUGACAGACCUCUUCAUCCAGAUGGCCGUUAUCAUGCUGCUCAAACAGACUCUCAACAACGUCUUUGAGUUCACUGUGCCCUGGUUUAAGAACUGUCUGAGCAGAAGCACUGCGAAGAAGCUGGAGAGGAAGUGUGGUCACUGUUACAGGAAGGCCUGCCGCGACAAUCAGGGACGUGUUGAAUCUUGUGACGUCUGCAAACUUCGGGACUGGUUGUAUAAUUACCACCUGGCCGACACGAACGCCUUCAGCCUGUUCAAUGAGUUCUUGGAGAUGGUGGUCCAGUUCAGUUUCACCACCAUAUUUGUGGCAGCCUUCCCCCUCGCCCCUCUGCUGGCUCUCAUCAACAACAUCUUUGAGAUCCGACUGGACGCCAUCAAGAUGGUCCGCCUGGAACGGCGGAUUGUUGCAAGGAAGACCAACGACAUCGGCGUGUGGACGAAGGUGUUGGAGGCCAUCGGGGUGUUAGCAGUGAUUGCUAACGGUCUGGUCAUUGGAGUCUCAUCAGACUUCAUUCCGCGCCUCGUCUACCGUUACCGUUAUGGCCCCUGUGCUAAUGGAAGCACUAACACACACUGCAUGCAGGGAUACAUCAAUGACACUUUGGCCAUGGCUUUUGUGUCACACACAACAGUUAGAAAUGACUUUCGUCCAGAACAGAUGGUCACAGACAGCGGCUUCAACGUCACGCAGUGCAGCUACAGAGACUACCGGAGUGAUGAGGACUACACUCUGACUUCUCAGUUCUGGUUGGUUUUGGCUGUCCGCUUUGCCUUCGUCAUCUUGUUUGAGCAUGUUGUGGUGAUGUGCAAGUUUAUAGCGGCCUGGUUCGUCCCCAACAAUCCCAUUCUGGUGAAGAAUGAUCGGCUGCUCGACAAACUGGCACGGCUGAAGGAGGAGCUAAGUGUAAUUAAACGUGGCAAAUCAACAGAAGUCUGACCACGCACAGCUGACCUUGGAUCUGUCUCCACAUGAGUCCUGACUGGUUGAAUUGUCAACAGGAGAGAUGGUGUCUUCUUUGUACAAUUUGUAUCUGCUGUUGGAAAACGAGACUGGACUUUACUAAACUGUAAUGUGUGAGGUCUAUGUGUCAGGGUAUCAUUGGACUUUUGGUAUUGCAUAUUAGAUUAGUCCUGCUGACA